AUGGCAUCCACUAUUCCCCUUUCGGUAGCCAUCUACGACAACCCUGGCAUUAUGCACUGGAGCCUCUACCUCGAAGCAGACAACUAUGAUGACAAGACGAUCAUUCACGUCCUCGGUGCACGUCAGAAGUAUUUCCCUGAUGUAAGGACACCGUCGGACGCACGCAGUUCGAGUGCCCUUAUCGAGCUUCUGUACCUUUGUCAGAUUGAUGCCAGCAAAAUCGAGGUUAUCAAAAAUAUCGCAUACGCGACCCCUAUCAAGAAUGAGUUGGCAGAUUGGAGUUGCCAGGAUUAUGUCCUCGAUGUCUUGAAAAGGCUUGAGCGUGCAUUGAUUAUUGAUACAACGGACGGUGAUUAUAUCAUAAACAGGCAGGCGGUCGCUGCGAAACGCGAGUCAUGGGCGUAA
Messenger RNA from Penicillium vulpinum, 405 nucleotides. RefSeq lists its product as uncharacterized. The record is from RefSeq and is a predicted model, not a curated record. Bases 1 to 405 code for a protein of 134 amino acids. The transcript has a single exon. Lineage: Eukaryota; Fungi; Ascomycota; Eurotiomycetes; Eurotiales; Aspergillaceae.